AUGUCCUCGCCGGUGGAGGAAGAGCCGCCCGAACAGCCAAGCACCUCAUUUCAACCACAAGAUAUUGAAUCCAGUCAGCAGCCGAAGAAAGGGAUCCUUAAACGGCCGGCCACUAAAGCGGAUAACCCGGAAAACAAAGAGUCGAAUAUCCCCGUAUGGAGCGGAUAUCGAAAAUCACCAGAUCGAUUUCCAAACAAAGCCGAGACACGAAUACCAAAGCUCUCUGUGACCUGGUGGGAGAAAAAUGCUGUGGCGAUUUUUGGAGACACCAGCGAUGAGAAUGGAACGGAUUCCGAUCAGAAUAUGAUGAAUGAUUUGGGGAAUGGGAGAGGGAAAGAUAAGCUUCGCCAAACUGCAAUACUUGACUCGGAUGAUGGAGAUGAGGGGCCACCGCCUGAGCCGACUAGCUCCGAAAAGAAAGAAGAAAUUAUUGAAGAAGAGGAUGAGGAUACGGAAGAAGAUCAAAAUCAAAAGCUUGAAACGAUGUCGGUUGCAAGCUCGACUGCAAGUGGUGGAUCUUCGAUAGUUGGUAGAUGGUGGGUAGCGAAAGAUACAAGAUAUGUGCCGCAUUGCGUGAAAAGGGGCUGUAAACAUUCUGGACAUGAUCAUCCUGAAGAAUACCUUACACCGACUCAACGGAAGGCCAAAGAAAUUUCCGAUUUAAAAAAGGAAUUGCAAAAUGUAUCGAGUGAGAGGGAUGAAAAAGAACGUCAUCUACAGGAAUUAAGGAGCAGGAUGGAUGAGAUUGAAAGUUUACGGGAUUCAAAUGCGGUGUUGACAGAGAGUCGAACGAGUGCACAGAGUCAAGAGAUCGGCCAAUUUGAAAAGGAGAGGAAAGCUAUUGAGAGAAGACAUGCCGUUCGGGUGAAUCAAUUGGUUCAUGAGACGAUGCAGGCCAGGGAGGAGAACGCGAAACUGGCGGUCCGCAUAAAGGGACUCGAGGAUCGUUACGUGAAAACGAGCCGAGACGAGGGCACGAUGACAGAUGUGAGCAGCGUGGAAAGCCCCUACACCCACAUUGCAAUCAUGCCUGACGCUUCCGGAACUAAUCUACACACCGUUCUUUCGCUUCCCGACAUGAACAACCCUAAAAUCGCAAUAUCAAACCCCAAUUCUCCGAUGAACUCGGCAGACGGAAGUCGACAACCGAUGUACAUGUCACCAGAAGCCGUCACUGCCAUGCAGGCUUAUAAGAAUGAAGCCUUCAUUUGGCGCAACAAAGCAGCACAACUGGAGAUUAUUAUUCGCGAUCAACUGAUCCGAUCCCCGAUUUCGGAAACCGCAGCCGGCCAGGAAAUUGAAAAAUUACGACGUGAAUGUCAGAGACUACGGGAUCUUUUAAAUGAACGAGAAGGUGGUAUGAUUGAUUCGGGAAUUGAUGCUCCACCAUCACCACAAAGAGAGGGACAGGCAAUGCACAGCCAAAAUGUGUCCGGGGAAUGCACAUUAGCAAAUUGCAUUGAGCGCAAGAAGAACUUAAUUGAUGAAAAUAAUGCGUUGAUCGAGACGAAUGAGGAAAUGACGCUUCGUAUCAGUGAGCUUGAGGAGGAUAUAGCCGCUUUGAGAAAAGAGUUGGAAACGUUUGAAGAGGAUUGUUUGAAGAAGGAUCAAAAGGUGGAACAAUUCCAAAAAGAAGCCGAUUCGAAGUCAGCUGAGACGGCAGCUGCGACCCUUGUCAUUACUAGGCUACAAACCGAAGCCAAAACAAUGCAAAAAGCUAUUUCCUACAUGGAAGAGAGAAUGACGGCUUAUCAGAAUGUUAUACUCGAUCAUGGGCUUGUCGUUCAAGAUGAAGAAACACAUAAUUGGAGGAGAGGAUUUUCAAAUCCAAAUGUACAACAAAAAUUAAAGAGCCUCCACGAAGAGUUCUCCGCCAAACGCACCGACCUCUCCGAUCGUUUCUCAGAAAUUGAGGCCAACUUGCUGACAAAGACGAAAUUGGUGGAGACGCUGACGAAACAACUUGAAGAUGUUAGAAAAGAUCAAAGACUCGCUUUAGAUCAACACCAAGUGGAGCGCAAUAACUACAAAAAGUCGCUGAAAGAAAUUGGCAAAAUUGCUGAGAGGGUCCCAGGCUUGGAAACGCAAAUUGAACAACUCGAAAAGGAGAAGAGUGAAUUCGACUUCAAAUUCAAAGAAGCCCAGGAAAAUUACGAAAAGGGAUUGGAAGAUGCCCUCUCGGAGUCCCUGAGAAAAUAUCAAGAACAAAGCCAUUAUUGGAAGGACAAAUGUGUAUACUACGAUAACACGAUUACGAAAUUGAGGAAUGAGAUCGAGGCGAUGAAUAAGGACAAAGAAGAGCUGAGGUUGAAGGCAAAAAUGAAUAAGGCUGAUUUGGAGCAUCGUUUAGCUAGCAGUAUUGAGCAUGCAUCACAGAUGCAUCACAAGAUGAGCAAACCAAAGCGGGAUGUCGAAGUAGAGGCAAAGCCUAGACAAUCUAACAAGUAUGUUGCUUGCCGCCCAUAUGCGAAAGAAAAGGGAACUCACAUUGAGAAGGGAGAAUUGUUCGAUGAGCGUGAAGAACGCUUAAAGCUCUGCCAAGGAGAAUUGAGCACGACUAGGCGGCAAGUCCAAACACUGCAGCAAAAACUAUUGAAUUACAUGAAAGAAAAGAAUGAAAAAUCUCGAACACGGGCAAAAAUCCCAGGCGUGUUGAGCAAAGAAUCGGAAAUCAACGACGAAAAUAAGGAACAGCGCCAAACUAAUGGGUCUGAGGCGGCAAAGAAGGAUGAUGGGACAUCUAAUGACUGUUCUCAAAUAUCUCAUAAAGAUGAUGAGAUUUUUAAAUUAAACCGAGAAAAGGAUCGACUGCAUGAAAGGUACAUCGGCGAGGUUGAAGAGGAGAAAAAUCGGUUGGUGAAAGAAGAAAGAGCACGAAUUCAGCAGCUCGUUGCCGAAUUUGAUAAUGUUAGGAAUGAAUUGGACCAGGAAAUUUGCCGAUAUGAAUCUGAACGGAAAUGGCUCAAAAGUCGCAUCGAAAAUUUAGAAAAAGCCAAUACCGAACUAGAAAAGCUCAACGAAAAAUAUGCUACCCCAAGCCCUGUAGCUGCUGUAAAGGCGCCCACGAAAGAAGAAAAAAUGAAAGCAAUGAGGGAGGAGAAGAUUCGAAGGACAUUUUCUGACACGGAUCUUAUUAGCGAUCUCGAGGAAUGUGAGGUGGCACAACUAAAAGAGAAGGUUGCCAGUCUCAACAGGGAAAUGCUAAAAGUUCAUGGAACGAUUGUUAAAACAGCUAUGGCAGCAAAAGAGGCUACAAAGAAUACCGGAGCUGACCAAGGGCGGAUUGGCUCUGCUUUCAAUACAUUGGUGGAAGAUAUUAAUAUGGUUGGUAAAGGUGAUCUCGAAAAGGUUCUGGUACGCAUCACCCCGAAACUGCGACUACCAUACCCGAAGAACCCAAACAACAAAUCCUCAAAACCGCAUCAACUAAUGAUGCUGCCAAUUCGGGUCUACUGGAGAAGGUUAUAUAUGAAUGGGAUGCCGAAAAUUCUACAAGUCUCGCCAAAGAUUUGGCUAGGUCCAGAUCUGAACUUACAAAAUGAGCGACUUCACUUGGAACUCGCCCGCUCAAAUAAUGAAUUGGAGAUUCUGAGGAAGGAACCGCUGAAUUCGACACCGGCUGAUCCAGAAACUGCAAAAAUGAAACGAAGCAAAAGUAAUGUGGAGCUGGCUGAAGCAUCGGCCGAGAAAAAGGAGUGCAAACAAUGGCAAAAUAAGGCGGGUACUCUAUUCCGGGAAGUCCAUAGAAUGCGUCAGGACUAUACUGAUGCAUUAAAGGAUAGGAGAGAGCUAAAGAAGAAGCCCACAUCUCUUCUUUCCCAUUCAUUCAUAAUGAACCGUGACGGACGGGAAAUGAUAAAGGAAAUGAGCGUGCCAGUCCAUCUCGGAAAUUCCGACUUCAAACUGACUGGAAAGCACACACCAACCGGAAGCCAGAUCUUGGUGGAAGCGUCAGAGCCCGAGCCCAGUGUUGCUCCGGUGAAAGCUGAUCGUGAAAGUCGUAGUUCUGUGGUUGAACGAGUUUCUUUCAAAAUUCGCAUGCCAUCAAGCAAUGAAAGGGCGACGGAAGAGACCAAGAAAACACGGCAACGAAGAUCAGAAUCUGCUCACGCUACAUUGGCCAAGAAGCUUCCACAAUUAAUCGUAAGCCACCCAAAAUCCAAUGCCACCUUGAUGAGCCAGUCGUGGCACGCAGAACGUGAGAAUGGCUCAUUGUCAGAGCAAGAAGACGUACAACCGCCUGUUAGGACGGUGCAUCUUCGGGAGAAGGUAAAAAUCCUUGUUCGCGAAAAUAAAGUGCUACAAGAAAAGCUCGAGAAUAUGGAAAAGAGCCAGAUUGAUAUCUUGGAGCAAGAGAAUAAGCGGUUGAAGCGCGAGUUGAAGAAGGCUAGAGAUUCUGCUACGCCUGGUUCGAUGAGCAAUCGAUCAUCUGCAAGCAUCGAUGUGGAUACUUCCAGGAUGUCGGAAGACAGUAGCCAGUUGAGGACGGAAAUUGAGAAGUUGGAGAAUUUGGUAAAAGGCGAACAAUCCCAGCCGUCGAAAAUGACAAUCGCGCAACAAUCUGAAAAAUCGAAGACUGAGCAGAAAACCGAUUCGGAAUUCUCGGAUUCGCGUCUUUCUCAAGAGCGUGAUGAUCUCAAGCGGAAAGUGGAGCAACUCGAAAUGGAGCUCAAAAUGUCUGCCUCCACAUCAAGUAUGGAUACAUCAAAAAUUAUCGAUAGGGCUUCGAAGACUGACGAGGAAAUCGAGAAAAUGGUCGAAGAGGCUACCCAUAGUUCUAAAAAAGAAGCACGACUGCUGCGGGAUCGGGUUGAGGGGUUGGAACGACACAUGCAUACGGAAAAGGAACAGUUGCAAAAUGAGCACGCGAAAAGGGUUGAAACCUUGGAGCGUGGGCGCAGGAAUGUGCUGCAGGAAAAUACUUUGAUGAUGCAAAAGCUCGAGAGUAUGGGCCAGGAAAUUGAACAGAAUAAGGAGUUGCGGAAAUCGCUUGAGGUCGAGAAUAAAGCGCUCCAAGAUAAGGCUAAAAUAUUGGAAGACAGGAACUCGAUUUUGGACGCGGAAAACAAAAAGCUCGCCCAUGCUCUUAGAGAAAAUGCAGCAAAAAUUGAGCAGCUGAUUUCGGAAAGCAACAUCUUACGCUCCGAUCUGGAAUUGGCAAAACAAUCGGCUACACAAGCUACCGAUGAACUCGAGAAACACCUAGCUGAAAAAUCAACAUCCACAGAAGAAAAUACGUGGCUCACAAAAGAGAACGAAAGCCUGCGAGAAAAUAUCGAAGAAUUAAAGAAGCAACUGGAGGAGGAUCUUACUAACGAUACCGAUUCUAAAACUGAGAAACAACAACCCGUUCAAAUGAUCGUUCCUCGAAAAUCACGAUUGGUCGAGGGGUUGGAACGGGAGAUCGAAGAACUUAAAGAAGUUAAUAUGGAAUUAAAUCGAAAUUUAGAAUCAAUCCAAAAAGAAAGUGUCAAACAGGGCUCUUCUACUGCCUCCGACGAUUUGAAACUCAAAAUGGAGCUCACCAAGCGAGAAAACGAGCUAUACGCAAAGAAAAUCAAAGAAAUGGAGCAGGAACGAGCGGAUAUGUAUGCUGUUAUGUUCCGGAAGGGGCAGCAAGCAGUGGCUUUCGCUGCUCAAGAGGAUCGAGUCGUCGAUCAAUUAACUGAAGAUCGAAUUACAUUACGCUUCCUACACGAUGCGUUUUAUUAUUAUUUAUUGAACCGCGGCGAGGAAAAGGAUCAUCUGACGGCUAUAAUGACGAUGCUUUCCUUUACCCCAGAGCAAAAAGAUGAGGUGGCCAAAAAGCGAAAAACCCCAGAAAGAAAA
Mesorhabditis spiculigera is the source of this 5829-nucleotide messenger RNA. The record is from the annotation of a GenBank genome assembly. Lineage: Eukaryota; Metazoa; Nematoda; Chromadorea; Rhabditida; Rhabditidae.